AACAUUUGAAAACGAUUGGAAACGUUUGGAAGCUCUCGGAAAUGCGCCGAAACGUUCGAGAACUCCUCAAAACGUUCGGAAACAAAUAAAAACAGUUGCGAAAAAAAUCGGAAACGCACGGAAAACGCUCAGCGCAUUUUAAUGUGGGUUGUAGAGUGAACAAGCUCACCAGACAUCACUCCUCACAGCGACAGGGCGCGUGUAUGGAUCUGCAUUUUAUUCUCUCUUUGGUUCGUUUGAUUUUAUUCCUGUCUUUUUUAUUUGUUCAUUUUUUUUAGUUUAUUUUAAUUAAAUCUUUUUUUUUUUGCAUUUCUUCUCUGAUAUUUCAAGCUCUCCCCCUCUCUCUCUCUUACUCUGUGUGUGUAUUGCUCUCUCUCUCUCUCCCUCUAUAUCUCUCUCUCUCUCUCUCCUUCCUCCCUCCUCGUGUCGGUUCCUCCCCACUGAAGUGUGUCAUCACUCGGGCUCCGUCUCUCCGCCAAGGCGAGCGAGUGAGCGGGACAUGCAGGGCUGACGGCGGCGCGCGCGUAAAGGGGAUUCUGGGGCUCCAGCAGGGCGCAAUCCUGGACUUUUCUACCUGUUUUUUUAAAUCGAAAUACGUCCAACAUUUUUCUCUCAUUUUUGGGGGGGGCACGCGCUCUUUAUUGGCGCGUGAUUCUUACCGACAACUAACGAUUAUUUUUUUUUUUAUUAUUUUUCUCUUGUAACUUCAUGAAGGGGGGCACCACGGACUGACACCACUCUCUGACGUCUACAUUAGAUAUUCCUCUGGCUGCUAUUUUUUUAAAUGUGCAUUCCUCCUCCUUCUUCUUUUUCUUCUUCACCAUCACCACCACCACCACCACCAUCAUCAUCAACGGAGAAGCCAAUCUCGAGCAUCGAGGGCGACUGUGAGGGGGGAUGCAGCUUUCAUUUUUCUCCCUUUUCGACCACUGCACCCCCUGACACCCCCCAAACCGACGAUUCCAGCUGAGGGAGGUUCGAAAAAAGGGGGAAGGAGAAAACCCUUAAAACAACACCGAGCGAGAGAAAGAGAGAGAGAGAGUGAGACAGAGAUACAGAGAGAGAGGAGCAAACCCCCCUCUCCCUCCUUCCCCCUCCUCCUCCUCCUCAUCAUCAUCAUCACCAUCAUGGCUCAUCCGCACCUUCGGACUGGGAAUCCGCAACAGCGAGAGUGAACAAAAAAAAUAAAGCAAGAAGAAAACGAGAAGAAAACCAUUCUUUUCCUUCCUUUUUCUUUUUUUCUUUUCAUCAUUUUCCCUCCCUUCCCCUUCUUUCUCUUCUUCCUCUUCCACUUCAACCCUCCUCCUCUUCCUCCUCCUCCUCCUCGAUUUGCCUUCUUCGUGUUCGUGUUUCAGCUACAGAAGACCCCUUUCAUUUUUUUUAGCACUUUUUCAAAACUCCCCCCCUUCUCCAACCCCCCGACCCCUCACCCACCCCCCUCCAAAAAACAAAAAAAAAAAUCUGAGAAGAAGAUGUGUAAUGCUGCUGUGGCCGAGGGGGUCUGGGACCUGCACGGAUUUUCAUAGCCGAGGAAAGGGGGAAAAAGAAAAAAAAAAAACAGCUGGGACCCUUCAAAGGCUGUACAGACCCCCUCUUUCCACUCAUCUGCUUUCACCUCUUUUUCUUUUCUUCUGUUGUUUUUUUUUUGUUUGUUUAGUUUUUUUUCAGGGCCAUCACAACACAUGUGUGUGUGUCGCUAGUUCGGGUUUGAUUUGAACGAUUGACUUGGCCUUUUUUGGUUUUGUUUUGGGUAAAAUUCCCUUUCCCUCUGUUGGAUUUUUUUACCCCCACAUGUGUUGUUAGAAUUCCUUCUCGUUUUGGACCACUGGAGGCUGGAUUACUGAAAGUGCAUUAAAACGGAUUUUUGUGGAAAUGUUGGGUCCUCAGGAAGACAAACUAUGUGGAUUGCUUUCUGCUCUGACGGUGCUGUCGUCUAUCUGCUUCGUACAAUGCACAUCCACUGGAACUGGAAUAUCUGUGGCCAAGACGACGGUGGACAAACUGCUGAAAGGGUAUGACAUCCGUCUCAGGCCGGAUUUCGGAGGUCCCCCAGUCAUCGUGGGAAUGAGCAUAAACAUUGCCAGCAUCGACUCCAUUUCGGAAGUCAACAUGGAUUACACCAUCACCAUGUAUUUCCAACAGAGUUGGCGGGACAAACGACUGGCCUACGUGGAGAUGCCUCUCAACCUGACUCUGGACAACCGUGUGGCCGACCAGUUGUGGCUGCCCGACACCUAUUUCCUGAACGACAAGAAGUCCUUCCUGCAUGGUGUGACGGUAAAGAACCGCAUGAUCCGGCUCCACCCUGACGGCACUGUUCUCUACGGGCUGAGAAUAACCACCACGGCCGCAUGUAUGAUGGAUCUGAGGAGAUACCCCCUGGACGAACAGAACUGCACCCUGGAAAUUGAGAGCUAUGGAUACACCACAGACGACAUUGUGUUCUUCUGGCAAGGAGGCAAGAAUGCAGUGACGGGUGUGGAUAAACUGGAGCUACCCCAGUUCUCCAUUGUGGAGCUACACCUUGUGUCCAGAGAAGUGAGAUUCACCACAGGCUCGUAUCCCCGGCUGUCGCUGAGUUUCCGCAUCAAGAGGAACAUUGGCUACUUCAUCCUGCAGACCUACAUGCCCUCUAUCCUGAUCACCAUCCUGUCCUGGGUCUCCUUCUGGAUUAACUACGAUGCCUCCGCUGCUCGGGUGGCCCUGGGGGUCACCACGGUGCUCACAAUGACAACCAUUAACACCCACCUGCGGGAGACCCUCCCAAAGAUCCCCUACGUGAAAGCCAUCGAUGUCUACCUCAUGGGCUGCUUCGUUUUCGUGUUCCUGGCCCUGCUCGAAUAUGCCUUUGUAAACUACGUGUUCUUUGGAAGAGGACCCCAGCAGCAGAAAAAAAUCAACGAGAGGCUCAACAAAGCUAACAACGAACGCCCCCGUUACGAGGACAAACGCCUGAGAGAACAGGUGGACGCUUACGGCAACAUCCUGCUUACUACGCUAGAGAUGAACAACGAGGUGAUGCCUUCGGACGUGGGCAGCAGCGUGAGCGACUCGAGGAACUCCGUCAUGUCCUUCGACAGCUCCGGGGUGCAGUUCCGCAAGCCCAUGGCCUCGCGAGACGGCUUCAGCCACCACUCGCUGGACCGCAGCGCCAUGCGCAGCCGCGCCAACUGCCGGCUACGGAGGCGCUCGUCCAAGCUGAAGCUGAAAAUCCCCAACCUGACGGAUGUCAGCACCAUUGACAAGUGGUCCCGGGUGAUUUUCCCCAUCACGUUUGGAUUCUUCAACCUUAUCUACUGGUUGUACUACGUGAAUUGAUGCGUGUCCUCCUAGGAAACAUGGGCCAUAUUUUGAGAGCACAUUGAAUUGGCUUUGAUACAAUUGGGAAAAUAUGUAUACACAUAUAGGAAAAAAAAAAGAGUUCAUACAUAUGUAUAUGCAUAUUUCUAUAUAUUAUAUUUCUAUAUACACACGCGUGUGUAAAAUUGAAAGGACUUUUCUGAUGUACAAAAAAAAAGUAUUAUAUAGAUUGACUUGAAUGUUUAAGAAUAAUGCGAGACAAACAUUUGAAGCAUUUGAAUUUUGUUUUUUUUGUUUUUUUCUUCUGUAAUUACAAACAAACCCACAACAAUGAAACCCUCCCCUCCCUCCCCACCGAUACAUGUGAGGGUCUGGAACUAAAGACUGCAUGAUAUUUUUGCUAAAAGAAAGAUCGCGAGAUACGAAAAAAAAGGACACAUCAGAGCGUAUCACUGGCUUUUUAUCGAUACACACUGUAAUCAGCCUUUCCCCGCCGCAGCUCGAGAAAAUCAGCGACGGCGGCUUCUGUGCUUUUUUGGCAUCAUCUGAGCAGAACACCCCCUCCCCCUAAACCUCAUACAACAAAUGCGCCUACUGAACCUGCCCCACCCCCCCUCCUAUUCCCAACACCACCGCCCUGCUGUCUACCAUGGAAGAGACUUACGGGAUUGACCGUUGCUACACUGUACAGCAGCCUCUUUUGGAUUAUGUGUUUCCCUUGUUUUUUUUUUUUUGUUUGUUUUUUUUGCGAGAGACGUAGAAAGCUCUGGUCAAUGGUUUACACUGGACGGCCAUCCCCGCGCUUGAAAACCACCAAGCCUCGCCCAGAGUCUUCUUUUCCUUUCUUUUCUUCAUGCUGUUUUUUUGCGAGCGAUUCCUUGGGGUAUCUAUUUUUCAUUCUGGUUCUAAGGAUUCUGACUACUCUGGUUGCUAUUCUUUUGUCUUUGAUAUGUUUCGGGGGAGAGCGUCAUUUAAAACAUAGAGUUCUAGAGUUUAGCGCAUUUCUAGAUAACGAGCCACAGAUAUGCAUUUUUCAUUUGUUCUUUUCUUUUUUUUUGUUCGUUUUGUUUCGAGAAAAGAAAAAAAGUGUGUGCAUCAAAGUGUACAUUCACUCAGUAUCCUCAUCGACAUGGUUAUAGGUAGUAUGGUCGUAUUCUUGCUUUAUUAUCGUUCCUAGUGCAACCCAUCUGUUUUGUAGAUACGGCGGCAUUCAUGAACAUCAUAUACAGCUUUGUGUUGUCUGAGGACAUGAUGGGGGGGACCGUGGUGAGCUACAGUUUGUUUGUCAGAGCUUGGAUUUUGAAGUUAGUCCAUCAACUAUAUGAUGUUGUAAAGAUUAAAAAAAAGAGAAAAAGAGUAUUGUGUAUUAAAAACUGGGGAGGUUGGUAAUUGUUUUUCAUAUUUAAGUCCAGCGAUCAGCCCAUAGUGUGACCUGAUAUUGUAUGUAGUAACUCACUCAUCGUAGUGGCCCAUCCUGAGAACGAUUCACGCUGUUGUUGUUUUUUUUUUUUCUUCUUCUUCUUCUUCUACUUCUUCUUCUUCUUUUCGGUUCCUCUAACGUGCCUGUCUGAAACCCGAAAGAGGUGUCCUCAGCCGAUCAUUGAAGUAAAAGAGGGAGGAACAGCCCUCGGCCUCUAACCCUUCACCUUACUGCAGACCCACCCACAGCCCUGAUGUUACGCAUCUUAGGAUUCAAUCCCAAAGACUGAUGACAUCAGCACGAUCAGGAAAAAAAAAAGAGCUUCUAAGUCUUUUACGGGGCAAAAUGAGAUGUAUGAUAAAAGCCAUGAACUAAAGUGACAACCAAAAAGGCCUAUAAUCCAUUCGUAUUUUAUUAUUUUCUCUGUCUUCAACAAAACACAUCUCUUUAGGGUUCCAUUCGCCAUGUCACGCUGCAAGGCCUCUCUCUGUACACAUGAUCACGACGAGCCUACCGCACAUGCUAGUUGCUUCGAAAUCCAUCCGCAUCCAUAGACCUUCACCCAUAGCUCCAUUCAGUCCACAAAGUCCAAAGGCACUCAAUCUCUCGAAGUCCGCAAAUUUGACAGCAAGGUUGAGGUUGAACGCAGAAAUAUGUUCAUGAGGAGGCUGUCUGGAGCAGUGAGGUCCAGUGGACCUUCUAAAGGACCUUCUAGUGAGCCUCCAGAUGGCGGCCACGUUGAGUUGAGAGCCGGGAACUCUGCCGCAGUCCAGGCGGAGGACAUUUCGAGCAGGUCUCAGUCCUCAGAGCCGAGCUCCAGCAGAGUUCUCUGCUUCCGAACCAUCUCAGAUAUCAUACCACACACCAUUCUGUGCAUAACUCUAGCUAGCUCAGCUAGGAUAAAAGGAAAAAGAGAGAUUGAUUGCCUGCCACACCAUUGAAAUGCUUCACUUCACACUUUACCACGCGCAAGAAAUGAAGCAAUGAGAACGAGAACUUUACUGAGGUGGUCUUACAGUUUUUAAGACUUUUAGCAAUUUGUUGGAACUUGACAGAUGGAGCCUUUUUUACAUCAGUCCUUGGGUAUCCAGCAGGAUCAUUGUGACUGCAGUUACUUUGCAGUUAAUGGGGUGGGUUAGCAGUAAAGCAAAAGCUAGGAAAUGCCUGCGUAGCUUUGCGGCAUGUAGAUUCGGCGCAUUUCCAGGGAGUAAAUGGAAAUGGAAGUGAGGUAUCCUGCAAUGAAAUGUUGGAACAUGUGAAUAAUGUUACGAAGGCCUUGGCAUCUGUUGGACGGUCUCACUGGAAACAAAUGAGAAGGCAUUCACAAAAUGCCGCAAAGAUCCGCAAUCUGAAAGAAGAAUUUGGUAUUAAGGUCAUGCGAUUUUUUUGCUGCAUGAGAUGUGGAUGAGUUUGACGGAUUUGCCGGAUCAGUUUAGACAUAGUGUAACACGAGGUACCUCAAGUAAGACGUCUACGGAAAACAAAAAAAAAAACAGCAAGGUGGAGUCUGGAAAAAGUCUUCGGAAAGCAAAAAGUGUUUAGAAAGUGACAACCAAGAUACAGUGUUUUCUGAUCUGAGUAAAAAUCUUUUUUUUUAUUUGUUUAGCUUUUUAUUGUUUCCUCUUUUAUACAUUUUUUUCUUCCUCUUUUUUUUUUCUUGCUUAUGAGGUCAUAGGCUAUCGCAUAAGUGUACAUCGCUCGAAUGCUUGGUAGCAUGCAUACAUGCAAGCACUCUUUCAUAUCAUUUAAAUGCCCCCUGCCUUUAAACAAUAUGAUGACUGCACAACCUGACAUAUAAGAGGAGAGAAAAUAUAUUUUUACAUCUGAUGAAAAUGCACUGUAGAUUUAUCAAUCAGCUAGCAACUUAAUUAAGGUACAGUAUUAAGGUACUUCUCUUUCAGUGGUUAACGCUAGAACAAGACAAGAAAAGAAAUGAAUAAAACGAAACCUUUGGUAGCUCAAUAGAUUGUAAAAAGUAAAAAAGUAGCUGGUAGAACUUGUUAGCUUGUUAAUAAAUUGUAAAAAAAAUGAACAGAUUAAGUCAAGUCGAAGACUAAAAUUUUGUGUGAAGUGAAUUUAGUCUUCAGCUUGGCUUAAUCUGGUUAUUUUAAGAAAACCCUCAUUUUGUGUGUUUUAAGUUUAAGAAGUACAAACAGUACAGGUUUUCUAUUGUCUGUCAAAUGACUCAUUAUUUAUCAGUAUUAUUUAUGAAGUUUAAUCCUCUAUAUUUGCAGUUUCUAUGCACUCUUACUGUUGCGAUACUCAGUUCAAUGUGCCACAUAAUAAUAAUCAGAAUCGUUUCGGUCGGGAUGCGCCUGUGCUCAGCCAAUCACGGCUAUAGAAAUUUGAGAGACAUAGCAGUGCUAUGUUGUUCUGUGCCAAACUUGGAUAAAUAAGUAAGGUAACUAAUAACCUUGAAUAGGAUUGAAAAUGGAUUUUGGCUUUUGUAGUUCGUCGAGCCAGUCAACAGGUCAUCUCCGGAUAUUUUUAUUUUUCGUUGAUCAUCAGCAUGUUCUUGUAGCACCAGCACUCAGCUAAUUCACAGUGAUCUUGAACUUUAAACUUGAUCAAAUUGUAGGUAGAACGCUGGUUUGCAGGCAUCGUUUUUUCUGGCCCUGCAGGAUCUGCCUUAAUGAGAUCAUGAAAGCAUUUUUUUUUACACGUGGAGCAUAUUAACCGAGCAAUACAAUGCAAAAAAAACCACACAAGAAAUCAAUUCAAGCCUUAAUGGUCGCAGUAGUCAUUAUAAUAAUAAUCAUGGUUAGAUAUUGAUUAGCAGUUACCCAUCGGUUGUAGACUGAGGUAAAUCAAAGAUAUCGGUUGGUUGCUGCAAACAUGUUUUUAACACAGGCAUUCCUUAGUGAUUAAAUCUGUGUAAAUCUGUUUUUUUUUUUUGAUCAUUUAAUAGCGAUAGUAGCUUAAGUGAAGUGAAUCAUACUCCAUCGUAAAUCAUAAAUCCAUCAUAAAUAAAGUAUUGUGUAACAAUGUUUUUUUAAUGCUACUAUGCUACAGUGUUAGCCUCAACCAGUGUAGCUAUCUGCUAUUGACAUUUACGAUUCACUCAGUGCAGUACUAGUUACUUGUUAGUGCUACCAAAAUGAUAAACCAGCAGUCUGUACUGUAUAUCUAUAUAUAUUAAAAAUAUUAGCUUACUGCUCCAGAAAUAGGCUAUCCACAAGUUAGCAAACAAGCAGGCUAGUUAGCUAGCAUAACAUGGAAAACAGAGAUAAAGCUAAAAGAAGUUCCCCAAUGUUUGACUUAGCAUAUUAUUGGUAACAUUACAUUUUUUAAAUAAUUUUUUAUCAUGAAGUUUCACAUCUUUUACAUUUUUUUUACAUUUUUAAGACCGAUAUGCUAGUUUACAGUGGUCAACCGGCCAAAAUACUCAAAACAUGUAGCAACACCAGGCUGGAAAGGUGGCGUUUGUGUAGUGGCAGUCUCUUUAGCCAAUUAGCUAACCACUGUAGGUGUGUUGUCCUGUUUGUUUAUUUGUUUGUUUUGCUUUUUUUCUAGUUUAGUAUUUCUUACAUUUAUUAAUCGAACAAUCCGAAAGAGAACACGCCCACUCGUGAUAAAGCUUCAAAAACAAGCUUUUUAUUUUUUGGUUUGAUUAAGAAAUGUUUUCAGUUCGUUUUCAUUCGAUUUAGCAUGUUUACCAACUUUUGCACUCACGUAUUUUUUUUACACAUAGAGUCUUUGUCAUGUUGUUCAGUUUAAAAUGAGCAGAUGUGAUGAUUAGCUUAUUUAAUAGAGCAACGAAGAAAUCCCUCAUUCCCUCAUAACCCUUUCCUCGUGUGCUGGAUAGCUGGAGAGAAAAAAAAAACUUUUUGGUCAAUGGUUCUGCUCACUGGGGGUCUCUAGUGUCUUAAAGAGGAGAGGGGCUAUGAUGCUAAUGAUGCUAAUGCUAGCAGGAAGCUGGUUACAGCGUUAGCUUUGGAGCAUUUGAGCAUAUGAGAGUUCUGUCAUGUCGUGUACCAUGAAAACUGUGAGUUAUAGCAGAAAACGCGGCUCAAGAAGUUCACGCAGUUUACGCAGUUUAUCUGAUGCUAAUCUAGCCAAUGUUUUGAGCAAAAACAUUCAGUCAAGAGUCCUAUAUGUUUGGUUUUUAGAAGAAAAAAGCUUCAGUACUCUUUAGGGAACAACACUAUAAUACUUUUUACAUCACGAUUCCGUCUAAAAAGCUGAAACGGACAAGUUAAAACAACGACAAGUUAAAACAACGACAGCAGCAGCAUUUAUCACGUGAAAAGCAUAUUAUUAAGAGACUUACGAAUGACAUUAUGUCAAGGUAGCAGCACUCUGGUCACCGAGGUGAUUGUUGGCCUUUUAUGGAGAAUGUGUCACACAGUGUUAGACUCGGUUCACUGAUUUGUUCUGUGUCUUAAUGGUUUAGGAUUAUAACUCCGAUCUGUUGCAUUUUACUUUUAUCUUUUAUCUUAUUUGUUCUUAUUUACUUCUAUAUUUAUAAAUAUAUAUAUAUAUAAAUAUGUAUAAGUCUGUGUUUGAGAGAGCGUGAAAGAGAGAGUGAGAGAGCGCGAGAGAGAGAAAGAGAGAGAGAGAGAAAAAAAAGAGAGAGAGAAAGAGAGAGAGAGAGAGCUUUAUAUAAUAUCAGGGAUGGGCGGGGCGACAAAAAAGAAAAAAAAACCUGUGACAACGGAGGACGUGCGUCAAUCUUGUCAUGCACUUCAUUCACUUCAUUCCAGUCACUUUUAACGAGAUCACCUUAAUACUCCCAUGCCAUUAACGUUAUCAUAAACACUAGAAACCAUCGAAGAGGUUUUUAAUUGAGUAUCUUGUUUUUGUCUUUCACCACACGAAACAUUGAGAAAAAGAAAGUACAAAAACUGUUGAACUGAUUUCAAUGUGAAUUUUUUCUUGCCUCUUGUGUAUAUGUGUAAUUACAUGUGAAUUGUAUUGUAAAUAUGAUAUCUUUCACUUAUAUUUCUUAAUGCAUGAAACUAAACAGGGCAGUUGGUAGUAACAGCUAGCCUCACUGCGACUGGCAUGGACAGCUUUUGCAGCACCUGCAUAAAACUUCUGCAAACGAAACCUCUGAAAAAGAAAAAGGAAAAAAAACGACAGAAAAAAAAAAAUUAUAAUAAUAAUGAUUUAACAAUACCGGUUUUGUUUUGCAUGACUUAAGUUUUCCGAAAGGUUUAUUUUCAUAAUUCUUUUGUAUUCUAAACUCGGUUCCACCCUCACAUGCAAAAAGUUCUUUAGAGAAAGGAAAAGAUGUGCUUUCAGGUUGCACUCCUUCUCGCUGGCUGUCUAAGAUCUGUCUAACCUACCACUGUAACUGGAAACAGGAAAACGAAGAGAAAGAAAGAGAGAGAGAGAGAACUAAACAGAGAGACGUAAAUAAAUAAAGAAAGAAAGAAAGAGAGAAAGAAAGAGAAAUAGUGAAAGUGAGGUAGAGAGCAGGAGAGCAAUGGACAACAUCAUUAUAAUGAGAAAUAAAAAUUUUACGGAAUAUAUAAAUAUAUACGCACAUCGCCAUCCUUUCUUGCUUUUUUAUGUAUCACAUACAAUUACGAGUAGAUAGAUGAUGCACCUAGCAAGCCAUUAAUUAGAUCAAGGUACAAUAUUCUGCUAACAUCUCCUAGAACUGAUUGCAAUAGACAAAAAAAGAAAAAAAACUUCAUCAGUGGCACCAGAAGAACUUAAGCCAUGAGAAUGCAAGACUGGUACAACUUCCUUUUCUUUUUUUUCCUUUUCUUUUCUUUUUUAUUCUGUUUUUUUUUUUUUUUUUGGUGGCCUUUGCCUGAUGAUGCCUCUAGAUUAGAGGCUAUUGGUGUUGGCCAUUUUAAACCAUUAGGAAGAAAAUGUUUGUAAAAAAAAAAAACGAAAUAAAUAAAAACAUCUCAGCACACCUCGGUGACUUUUCCUUUUGCUGAGCAGUAGAUUCUGUUCUGUGGUUCAGCGAAAUAUAUUUCAAUUACCGUGAACUUUAUCCCGAAAAUACUGCGCGCAAUAUAUAUAUAUAUAUAUAUAUAUAUAUAUAUAUAUAUAUAUAUAUAUAUAUAUAUAUAUAUAUAUAUAUGUGUACAAGAAAAAACAGAGGCCACUGAGACAGGAAAUAUCCUAGAAAUAAAAAAAAAAAAACAGGAAAACAGGAAGGAACACAAUUAGAUUGGCAAAUUUUGACUCAUCAAAGGCAACAGAUCCACAACUAUACAACUGAUUUGGAGAUUAAAUAGUUCUUCAGUAUUGUUUUGUUCUGUUCUGUUCAUUUCUAGUUGCCUGUGUUUGUUGUAUUUUCUUUUUUUUUAUUUUUUAAUGAAUCGUUAUCUAUCGUUGUUGUUUUCUCAUAGAAAGGAAAUAUAUUUCUACUUUACAUCCUGCCCUGAGAGUAAAAUGCGUUUUUGUUUUUGUGUUGUACUGGUUCCGUUCACAUUACUCUUUUUUCGGUUCGGAUUCUGUUCAUAUAUAUUGAGGUGUUAUGAUUCAUUUUUGGGGUAUGAUUUGUCUUCAUGAGAUCAACAUUUGUAAAGUAUAAAGUUGUAUUUCCUUUUUUUUGUCAGUGCCAAUUAAUGUAAUGGUGUCAGUCAGCUUUUCUAGGUGUUUGAGCAAAAUGUGUUUUUUACUAAUACAAAAAUGUAACAGUAUGUGGUACAAAAAAGGGUUAUAAUUAACCAACUGACUUUUUACAAAUAAAGGCUUAUACAGUAAAGAACGACAAUGCAGAAGUCUUUUCAUUUGCCAUUUGUGGACUAAUGGUUCCAUUUGGUUUCUUUCAGCUUGACCUGUUGCUUUGAACUGAUUAGUCCCCAAAUGGUAAAUCGUAACUUUUAUCAGAAAACAAAUGUAAAGAGAGAGACUCUUUUUUCCAUUUUGGAAUAUAAAAAAAAGAAGAAAAAAAAUCUGCUGCAGGUCUUCACCUUGUAAUUUUAUUUCUUUUUCUUUUCUUUUUGUUCUUGUAAGGGCUGCUGGGUAGCGAAGAAAAAAAUAUAUAUAUAGGUUAACAGGUUCAAACGGAGACGUUUUGAGAGCAGAAGGAAGAAAAGACCAUAGCAAUGUCUUGUAUAAUCAAUCUGAAUUUGAUUAUAACCAUGACACGUUACUAAGGAUAUACCUCCCUCCCAACCCUUGGUCCUGAAUAAAGAACCAUCAGAAUC
Messenger RNA from Astyanax mexicanus (Mexican tetra), 11835 nucleotides. It is a transcript of the gene gabrb4, whose product is annotated as gamma-aminobutyric acid type A receptor subunit beta4. The record is from RefSeq and is a predicted model, not a curated record. Gene Ontology annotation, biological process: signal transduction; regulation of membrane potential; nervous system process. The transcript is spliced from 9 exons. Gene Ontology annotation, molecular function: extracellular ligand-gated monoatomic ion channel activity; GABA-A receptor activity; neurotransmitter receptor activity. Gene Ontology annotation, cellular component: GABA-A receptor complex; neuron projection; membrane. The coding region runs from base 1873 to 3318 and encodes 481 amino acids. NCBI's taxonomy places the organism in Eukaryota, Metazoa, Chordata, Actinopteri, Characiformes, Acestrorhamphidae.